GUGCGUCGAUGCUUCACUGUCACCUGUACGUGAAAUGAACACCUGUUGCUAGCGGGGGUUUAAAAAGUAAACGCUCAUAUUUCAGGUAGUUUGCAACGCCACAAAGGAAGAAGGCCUGCUUUUAGUUUGCCAGACAGUGACCUGCUCCCCACACGGAUCACACUGAGGCAGAAAUUGGACUAAAAAGAUUUUUUUUACGAGGGAUGUUUUUAAGGAAGUCUCACAGCGGCUGGCAGUAACCGAACUACAGACUGAACAUGCUGCAGGUUGUAUGAGUGACAGAUAUGGGGUCAUCAAGAUCAUAUUUGCAGACUUUCACUGUGGUGGCAGUUUUUUGCCUAUUUCUGACCAUCGAAGGUGCAAGUCCAGAAGUGCGUGGAAAGGUUGGAGGUGUGGUGGAGUUGGAGUGUAGUUUUCCUGCAUCAGACCCAGCUGCUGUGUCCUCUGCGCCCCUGCAUGUAGUGGAAUGGGUUCGACAGGGACUCGACAUUCCCGUCCUGAUCAAAUUUGGAUCCUACGUGCCUCGCGUCCAUCCACAAUAUGAGGGGCGGGUGUCUCUGGUACGAAUCACCGCUCUGAGGCUGGAGGGCCUGCAGCUGGAUGACCAGGGCUUGUACGAGUGUCGAAUCCUCUUACUGGAUAAACCCACAGAUGAGCUCCGAAAUGGCACCUGGACCCUGCUUUCUGUAACUGCUCCACCCACCUUUACCCAAGCCCCGCCUCCUGUAGUGGAGCGUCUGGUUGGAAGUCACCUCUCUCUCGCCUGUGUUGCUAAUGGCAACCCUACUCCGACCAUAACCUGGCUAAAGGACGGCAGUAUGAUUCAAAGAAUAAAUUAUCAGGAAGGAGCCUUAUCUCUGCGAGCAGUGAGCAUGCAGUCAGCAGGACAGUACACCUGCCACGCCUCCAACUCGGAGGGAAACGUGACUUGCGUGACGAAAGUGAAGAUCAAAGGUCCACCUGUCAUCGUUGUCCCUCCCAAAAGCACCUCUCUCAACAUGUCCCAGAAUGCCCUUCUCCAGUGCCAGGCAGUGGCCGACCCCCCCAACAUGACCUACGUGUGGCAGAAAGGUGGAGAAAACGUCCAUCACAUAGAGUCUUUGAAGUCGCGAGUGAAGAUCAUGGUAGAUGGAACUUUACUCAUCUCCAGACUCACCCCAGAGGAUUCUGGGAACUACACCUGCAUGCCGACCAAUGGCCUGCUGACCCCACCCACCGCCUCUGCCAACCUCACAGUGAUGCACCCAGCCCAGGCUCUACAGAUGCCCCAGCAAACGUAUCUUCCCACAGGCAUGGAUGGCGUGAUUAACUGCCCAGUGGCAGCUCAGCCUCCGCUGCUCCGCGUGGAUUGGACGAAAGAUGGAGAACCACUUGACCUGUCCUUGUAUCCAGGAUGGACUUUGACACCAGAGGGCUCUUUGUUCAUGGCCACAGUCAAUGAUGACGCGGCAGGCAUGUACAUGUGUACUCCAUACAACAGCUAUGGCAGCAUGGGUCCAUCUGGCCCAACAAACGUAAUUCUGCAGGACCCCCCAUCAUUCAGUGUCACUCCAAAGAAACAAUACAAACAGGAGGUUGGUAGAACCCUGCUCAUCCCAUGUCAAGGAAACGAGGACCCAACAAUUAAAGUGACCUGGAGCAAGGUCGACCUGGCUCGCCGCAUAUCUUACUCCAUAGAACCCAACGGCUCGCUACUGCUGCAGCCUCUCACCAAGGAACACCAGGGGGCGUGGGAGUGCAGCGCUGUUAACCGUGUAGCCUCGGUGAAAGCUGGCACACAAGUCUUUGUCCUGGGAACCACUCCCCAUGCAGCUACCUCUCUGUCCGUCUCUUCAGGGGUGAAGCAGGCCAACAUAUCCUGGGAGGCAGGCUUUGAUGGAGGAUCAGCACAGACAUUUUCAGUUUGGGUGAAGAAGAUUUCAGCGAGUGAUAAUGAUGGGAAACAGGACUGGUUCUCUGUGCCCGUGCCCUCCUCCUCUGGCAACAGGCUGCAGAUGACAGACCUGUCUCCUGCCACUGACUACCAGUUCAGCAUCCUGUCUCACAAUAAAAUGGGCAUGGGACCAUUCAGUGAAAUUGCCACUACAAGGACCUUGGAUCCUCUGCUGAAGAGAAAUAAACCAAAGCCCCCCGCGUCGCUGUCAGCUAAUCAGGGCUCAGCAGGUGUUGUUCUGCAAUGGUCCCUUCCUGAAGCUCAGCACCCUCCCAUCACAGGCUUUGUACUCCAAUCUCGCACUGAGCAAGGGGAGUGGUUUAAUUUGGAUGAGGAUAUCAGUGCUAACAGUAGCGAGAUAGUCGUUCCGGGUCUGCACAAGGACUGUGUGUACGAGCUGCGACUGCUAUCUCGUCGCGGGGAGUUGCUGAGCGAGCCCGGUCCAUCAGUCAAUGUCUCCACCAUGGGGAUGGAGAUCUACCCUGCCACAUCCCGACUCCUGGAGUUCGUCCCGGAGCCAUUACUUGCCGGGGUGCUGGGAGGGGUUGGCUUCAUGUGCUUGGCACUGGUCUUGCUGCUGGGGUCCGCCUGUGUCAUCAGCCACAAGAGGGACCAGCGCCGCAGAAAGAAGAACGAUGAGCCCUCUUCUGCCAUCUAUAAAUGCUCCCCAUCAAGAAAGACUUCAGGCACCAGCAGUCCAGACAGUGUGUUGAAGAAAAGCCUACUUCCAGCCAGUCCCCUCUAUCCCAACAAUUCCUCUACCACCAACUCCUCCUCCUCGCAGACAGACUGUUCCUCCCUCAGCACUGAGAAUCAUAAUCGGCGGAAACAAUUCCUGUCCAGCUACAGUAGAGGCAACCUUACUAGGACAACAUCUUCUCCAAUCUCUCCCUCAAUUGAGUUGAUCGGUAGAGGUCCAGAUGGGCGGUUCGUACUCCCACCGUAUGACCAUGAUACGCUGAGCGUUCACAGCAAGAAAAGUAUAAAAUAUAACCAAUCUGCUAGCGUCCGAAGGUCUGUGUCGCUGCGCUCGGACAAGGAAGACAGGAAAGAGCCGCCAUUUGUGCUCUCUAUUGAUCUCCCACUUUGCAAAUCAACUAAUUCCUCAAGCCAAAUCUGUGGUACGGCCCAGUACCUCCCCUGUCAUGGUUCUUAUACAUCGGAUCAAAAGACAAACUAUGAUGGCUGUCCUGACCUUACCAGCCUGUGCUCAAACAGCACUUUUGCCACUAUUCCUUACAAAGACAGAAACCUAACUCCCACAUUUCCUGUGCUCCCGCAUAUUCGAUCCAGCCUUGGUCAGCCUUCUACAACUGCCAGCACUCUGGUGCUCCAAAUGGAGCAUGAGCGGGAGACAGGAAACCUGAGUCACUGUCUGAAACUAGCUCAGGAGAGGGAGGAGCUGGAGAGGGAGCUCCGGAAGUACACAUUGCAAAGAAACUCUAUGAGGGAAAUGAGGAUGGAGCAGCCAGACUCGGAGGAGAGAGAGGACUGUGGUAAUGAGCUUGUCUGGAAAUAUAAGAGCAGCACCUUGCCGCACAGAUACCCCCAGGGCAGCAAGGAAAGCUUUGGCCUGUCACCAAGCCCUUACUCUUUAUCUUCUGUCAACUGGGAAGCUCGUCCUCUUGUCUCUCCUCCCACAUUGAUCCCAGACAGGACCGGUUUCAAUGUGUCUUCACCUUUGAGUCCUUCUUGUUUUCAGUCCGGCAACCAUUAUCCUGCUCCAUCCUUCAACAAACAGACCCCCCUCCGAUCUGAGGAGGCAGGCAGUGUUUCCAAAGACAGAUUAACUCUCCCACAUCUCUCCUCAAAGCACCAGAGACAUGAAAGGGUAGAGGCAGCACCAGAGGGCUAUGAUAAUUCACCACAAUCCACAGUUUUAGAAAUGCAAACGAAUGAUUCAUGCUCUGAGGCACGGAGACAGAACAAUCUUAGUUAUGGCAGCCUUUCAAUGUUGUCUUUCCAUAGCAAUAAAUAUACUGAAGGAUCUAAUUCGGCUCUCGAUGCUGUGCCAGGCACUUCAAAAGCGGAGGUAGCAUUCCCGGAGCCCACUGAUGAAGACGUGUGUGUUGAGAUGAGUGUGGAUGAGCCAGAGUUUGAGGUAUGUGUAACGCGGCCUACAAAGCCCAUGCUGCACCACAGAAUCGCCUCUCAUCUGCAACACGGGCACUCACUGACUCUCAAAGGCCGGUAUGAAGACACGAGGAGGAGCACAAGCUUUAACUGCCGUAGUCCUACUUCAGUGGACAAUAUCAUCAGGGUCACAGAUUCUCCGCAACCUCCAGAACCAGAACUCCGGAGAGCUGUGAGCCAAGGCUCUAAACUCUGCAACGCAAAGCAGCGAAGUCAGAGCCUAGACUCAAGGAGACGGAAAGAGAGGAAUUUCCUGACUCCUGAUGCUUGGGUAGACUCUCUCAGCCAAGAGAACUGCUCUGUUGCAUCCUCCUGUCACCCAGACUCUCUGUUCUGGGAACCACAGAGCUCUCCUACUAGGAAAAUCUUGAAAUCUCCUGCAAAUUUUCCCUCUGCUACCCAAGCUGGCUCCUGUUCACCUCAUGCUGUGGAUGCUUUAUCUCUAAGGAGCAGUCCACAGAGUCCUAUACCAAAUCCUGACAUUCCUUGCCACUAUGAGCCAAGAAGUGAGGCAUCCAUCUUACUCAAUACCGCCAAAUGGCCAGUCACCUACCAGGAGCCCACGAAAGAGGCAGGGGGUUUCUUGGAGGUCAUGAAGGAAGCUUCCAGAGGCUUACCGCCCAACAACAGUGGGCUGCACGAUUAUCAAGAUGUACUGGAAGUGGAGGCAGGAGGCUCUGAGGGAAUGCCCGAGUUUGGGAGCAGCUACAGCAGUUAUGCCAGCAGCGGCCGAGGGAGUAUGGAGCCUGCUAACAGACGCCUGUCCCUGUGUCACCUUUCCCCAACCCUCACUGUCUCACCUGAGAUUGUAGAGGAGAGUCAGGGGAGCACAGAGGACAAGCAUAGCCACCAAAUGGAACACAGCCAAAGGAGAAAGCCCUCAGUGGAUGAGAAUUAUGAGUGGGAUGCUACUGAUUUCUGCUCACAGCCUGGAGACCAUGAUGGCCUGCUUCCUUCAUUGAAUCUACAGAAGCCUGCUCCGUUCUGUAGCCUUCCCAGCAUGCAGUGCUCCACUAAGGCACUGAAAAAUUGCACUCAGCUCUCUUUGCUCCCGGGGCAUCAAAGCAGCUGCUCUGCUGAGCCAGAACCAGACACCGUGCUGUUCUGACAGCGCCAGCCUUCGGCUCAUCUCACCUGGUGUGUCCUUUCACUUAUUGACUCUGAUCAAAAGGCGACAAAAAGAGCAUGUGGCAGAAACUGAGCUUUUGUCUGAUCAAUCCAAUUCUCUCUUUCAAAAAGUCCAGAACAGCUUAUUUGGGCAGUAUUGUGCACUGCUCGCAUUUGGUAUUGGAACAACAAGUAUUGAACUCAGAGUAAUGAAGUCACAAAAUUACUUUUACUCUUAUGCAGAGCUUUAAACAUUUGUGACCCAAAACCAUCACAUCACGCUCUUGACAAUUUCUUUUGAGACAGUCUGCCAAUCUGCUAAUAUCAAAGCAGUUCACUGUGCUGAUGGAUUCACCACAUUCUCUGUUGUUUCUUAUGCAUUCAUCAUUCUGUGGCGACAGAAGGGACAAAAAGGAUCUCAGUCAUCAUCAAGUCACUGGUUUUGGCUGUGGAUGAUAAAGUUUUUAGAUACUAUCAGUCACCUUUGAGUUUAACAAAAGAGCUGCUUAUGAAAACCUAAUAAAUAAGGAUGAUAAACUGAAUAUAAAAGAUUAUAUUUGCUACAAUGUUAAUAUUUUUCGUAAAUGUAACAUUGUUUCUAACAGUGUAAUUCCCCAACAGAGAUCAUUAUCUGCUUUUUUGCCCUUAAGGUACUGUGAAUGUUUGGUUUCCAAAAAUCUACUCAGGCUGGAUGAAAUCCUUGUUCAUUGAAGCAAGACCUCUAAUUAUGUCCAGUAAUUGAAGAGGGUCAAGUAAACUUGUAGGUUUUGUCCUUGUUUAUUUUUUAUGGACAAAAAGGGAAAUUAAAUGUUAUUUGUUAUUUUGACUUUAA
This is a messenger RNA of Thunnus maccoyii (southern bluefin tuna), 6005 nucleotides long. RefSeq names its product immunoglobulin superfamily, member 9a (gene igsf9a). The coding region runs from base 285 to 5174 and encodes 1629 amino acids. The transcript has 21 exons. Gene Ontology annotation, biological process: cell-cell adhesion. The record is from RefSeq and is a predicted model, not a curated record. Lineage: Eukaryota; Metazoa; Chordata; Actinopteri; Scombriformes; Scombridae. Gene Ontology annotation, molecular function: protein binding.